Messenger RNA from Rubroshorea leprosula, 2776 nucleotides. Lineage: Eukaryota; Viridiplantae; Streptophyta; Magnoliopsida; Malvales; Dipterocarpaceae. The record is from the annotation of a GenBank genome assembly.
AACAUGUACCUGCAUUGAAGAAGAGUCUUCUAUCCUUGGGAAAGUUUGACAAGCUUGGAAUGAAAAUCAUAGGGGAGAAUCGUCAGCUAAAGGUAGUCAAGGGCAUUAUGGUUGUGGCAAAGGGUAAACUAGUUGGGAAUUUAUACAGAUUGGUGGGUGAGACUUUAGUGGGAGAAGCUGCUGUUGCAAGUACCAAGUCUGAAUCCUCUUUUGUUUGGCACAAACGAAGCCAUAAAUUCCUUGACUUGAUUCAUGCUGAUACUUGUCAAGUACCUGCUGUUUCUAUUGGUGGGUGUUCUUACUUUGUGACAUUUAUUGAUGAUUUCUCUCGAAAGGUAUGGAUUUUCAUGCUCAAAAGGAAAUCUGAUGCUUUUGAAAAAUUCAAAAAGUUUAAAGCAUUAGUAGAAAAUCAAAAAGGCACAAAAAUUAAGUGUCUCCGAACUGAUAAUGGGGGAGAAUUUUGUAGCAAGGAGUUUGAUGAUUUUUGCAAUGAGCAUGGUAUUAAGAGACAUCUUACAGUACCAGGAACACCACAGCAGAAUGGGGUUGCUGAGAGAAUGAACCGAACUCUCAUGGAGCGUGCUAGAUGCAUGAUGAGCACUGCAAAAUUGGGGAAGGAAUUUUGGGCUAAAGCUGUUAACACUGCAUGCUAUCUAAUCAACCGUUCACCCACUAUUUCUCUCAAGAUGAAAACUCCGGAGGAGGUUUGGUCUGGUAAACCUGCAAAUUAUUCUUUCCUUCGAGUAUUUGGAUGUGAUGCUUAUGUUUGGGUGCCUAAGGAGAAAAGAACCAAAGUUGACAAAAAUUCAAAAAGAUGUAUUUUUCUUGGCUAUGAGACAGGUACAAAGGGGUACAAAUUGUGGGAUCCUACUGCCCGCAAGCUUAUUAUUAGCCGAGAUGUGGUUUUUAAUGAAGAUGUUUUUCAAUGCACAGCUAAAAAGGAAGAAGCAAGGAAGAUUGUUAUUGAGCAAGAAGCUAGUUUUGAUGAUGCUGUACAGGAGGAAAAUAUUCAAAAUGAUCCUCAAUCUGAGUCUAAGCCUGAGUCUGAGCUUGAGUCUGAGCUUUUACAUGAAGGAACUUCAUCUGGUGAUGCUGUUUCGCCUCGACCUCGAAGGGCCAUUAGACCUCCAGCGAGGUAUGAUGACUAUGUUACAUCUUUGAAGCCUCAAUCUAAUUAUGUAUGUGCUUAUCUUGCUUUGUCAGAAGAACAUGAGCCAACUUCUUUCAAAGAGGCUUGUGAGUCUGUCAAUUUUGACCAAUGGCGAGGUGCAAUGGAGGAGGAGAUGGAGUCUUUGCACAAGAACAAAACUUGGGAUCUUGUUCAGCUACCAGAAGGUCGAAAGGCAAUUGGAUGUCGCUGGAUAUACAAGUUGAAGAAGGAUUCAGAAGGGAAUAUAGAAAGAUACAAAGCUAGACUUAUGAUUAAAGGAGUUGUUUUAGCUUUUGUUGCUUCUCUUGAUCUUGAGUUAGAACAACUAGAUGUCAAGACAGCUUUCUUGCAUGAUGACAUGAUUAUUGCAGGAAAUAAUCCCACUUAUGUCUCUACAUUAAAAGCUCAACUUGCUGGGGAAUUCGAUAUGAAAGACUCGGGAGCCGUGAAUCAAAUUCUUGGGAUGAAGGUAUUUAGAGAUAGAAAGGACAUGAAGAUCUGGUUGAAUCAAAAGAACUACAUAGAAAGGGUUCUGCAGCGCUUCAAUAUGCAGAAUGCUAAACCAGUGAGUACCCCCUUUCCUGUUCAUAUUAAGUUGUCUUCGGAAUACUCACCCAGCACUGAAGCAGAGAAGGCAGCGAUGUCUCGAGUACCAUACUCAUCAGCAGUAGGGAGUCUUAUGUUUGCUAUGGUCGGAACUAGGCCGGACAUUGCACAAGCAGUGGAAGCUGUUAGCAAAUACAUGGCAAAUCCUGGUCGUGUUCAUUGGGAUGCAGUGAAGUGGAUCCUUAGAUAUUUAAAGGACACUUCAAGUGUUUCAUUGUGUUAUAGGUCAAUGGAACCCGAUUGUGUUGGUUUUGUUGAUGCAGACUUUGCCGGAGAUAGAGAUAAAAGAAGAUCAACUUCUGGUAAUGUCUUUAUCAUGGCAGGUGGUGCAGUUAGCUGGGAGUCUAAAUUGCAGCCGGUUGUAGCCUUAUCAACAACAGAGGCAGAGUAUAUCUCUAUCUCUCAUGCUUGCAAAGAAGCUAUUUGGUUGGAGAGGUUGCUUGCAGAAUUUAAAAUGAAGCAGGACACGUUUUCUAUGCAUUGUGACAGUCAAAGUGCUUUGUUAUUGGCUAAGAAUCCAACUUUUCACUCUUGCACAAAGCAUAUCGAUGUCCGCUAUCAUUUUGUUCGACAAUUAGUUGAAGAUGGGAAGAUACUUCUGCACAAGGUUCACACAAGUUCAAAUCCAGCAGAUAUGUUAACAAAACCAGUGGCUCGUGACAAGUUCAAUUGGUGCAAGUCUUCAAUUGGACUUGAAGAAGUUUGAUUCCUUUUCAUUUUUCUGUUUGUUUUUUUGUUUCAAGAAACAUGUCUUCAAGUGGGAGAUUGCUGAAGACCAAGUCCAAUAAAACUGUUAGUGGAGUCCUAAUAAAGUGGAGCUGCUGGAGCAUACCAGAUUUUUUAUCUGAUAUGAAGCCACGUUUUUAGUAGGAGAGUUACAACAAACUUCUGUUAUUUUGCUGCCUAUAAAUAAAGAGAAUGACCAGUUGUACUGUGUGUCAAAUUCUCAUCUUUUCAUCAUAUUUUCUUAUUAUAGUUGUUCUGCUUCCAAAUAUUCAGCAAUAAAACUCAUUUCAGUUU